ACAGUGAGGAAAGAGGAGACAGAGAAAAGGAGGCAGCAGAGGAAGAAGAGGGUAAAGCGCACAGAGAGUGGACGCGUGGAGAGAUGCCCGCUGGACGGAUGGAUUUUAUUUUCCCCGAGCUGCACGAGCCUCUGUAAGACAACAUGGGCUGCAUAGGAUCCCGGACGAUCACAGUGGAUGCGGUGCCGGUACGGAAAGAUGGGGAUCAGGUGUGUCUCGCUCCAUGAAGGACAAAGUUACCAAGCCCACUGCCAUGGCCCAGGGUCGAGUAGCCCACAUGAUUGAGUGGCAGAGCUGGGGCCAAACAUCUGCAGGGCCUAUGGGGGCAGUGGGACAUAUUAACCUGCAGAGGGAAAAAGAGAGGAGGCUGGAGAACGACGCCUACAGCGACCUCAGUGAUGGGGAGAAGGAGGCGCGCUUUGCUGCAGGCAUCAUGCAGCAGUUCGCAAUCUCUGAGGCCACUCUGUUUGGCUGGAACUCGAUGGACGGGGAGAGUAUGGGCGCUGGCUCCAACCAGGGCAGCGUUGCUCACCUCAGUGAGGUCAACCAGGAGAGCAUCACUAGCAGAGACCAGGUGCUCCACCACUCCUCUGCAGAUGUCUGGCCUCACACCUAUGUCUCACAAGGCCUGUACUGCCUGUCGUCCUCAGACGCCUGGGACCCGAUCACCAGCCAGCCCUCGGGCGUGGCCUCACCUGGUGGGGGCUCCUACAUCAUGGCCACUGGUGGUAGCAGCGGAGCAGGGGGGACACCUGGAGAAGGGUACGAGGGGACAGUAGGCAGUUUCAUCCAACAGCAACAGACUCAUCUCGUCCUACAUCAGCACACCCAGCUGCAACAGCUCCAGCAGAUCCACCACUACCAGCAGCAACAGCUUCUGCAGUACCAACAACAGCAGUCCUUGGAUCCCAGGCCACACAGUGCCUCCCAUUCCCUCCAAGCCACUCCCAACAGCACCAUCCACAGUCUGGGUCCUCCCACCCACCCUCGUUUAGCUGACCUGUGGGGAGCAGCGCAGGUCGAGGCUCAUCAUGUUGACAUCAUCGGGCAGCUGGGCGGACAGAUGGCUGACAUGGUCGGAGGAGUGGUGGAGACGGUUGGAGAGGAGCCAGAGCCCGACUCUGAAGGAAUACCAGAGCAGCAUGAAGACGAUGAGGAGGAGCUGACAAAGGUAGAGGAGGUUACAUUAACCUUGGAGCCACAGCCAUCCUCCUUGACCCCAUCCCCUUUGAGGGAGUACGCCUUCUCUACAAGAGGCUCAAGUCCUGGGCUGCCAGCACAGACAACGGUUAAAGAGAGGAUACCGUUUGAAGUCACGCCCUGCGUCGUCCAAUUGCUGGAUGAGAAAGACGAGGAGGCUGAGUCUAUUGUUGUCGUUGCGACCAACUAAAUCCUAGGACCAGAUAAACCUGGAGAGAAGAGCAAAUAAAUACUUCAAUAAUCAAUCAAGCUAUUCUAUCCCAAACCCCAACACCCCCCCAACUAUUUACACACUUCAUGUCAGAGGAAAUAUGAGAAGACAUUUUCGGAUGUUGGAUGUCAUGUAAAAACUAAAUGCCAAGAAGACAUGAGGCCUAACGUGUGACAAUGAACACAUGACAUUAAAGACAGGAGAGACUUUAACUGAACGACUGCUGAAGAUUACAUGGAUUCACAAAUGGUCUGGACCAGUAGGAACAAAGACCCAGGACUAAAAGCCUGACAUUCAGUAAACGGAUGAAAAGGAGAGGAGACAUAGGGCCUAUUUAAAUAUUCAGUGCAAUACAACAAACAUGGAUCAAUGAGACUGGGGUAACAGUAUUUGCAAAUUAUUGUAAGUGGUUGGUUCAGGCUGCCCGGGCACCAGAACUACGUUUAUCUCACAUCUAAUCAACCCUGCAGGACCUGCUCACAGCACGUCGUUUGCUUUGCUGAUUGGUGCGUUUUGAUUCGACCGGCAGCGUGUCUGAGUCUGAGGGAGUCCGAGUGAAGGUGCCAAACGUACUUGUAGUCAUUUGCAAACACAUGAUCUGGACACAACCAAAAGAAAGUGCAUGCUUUUUAACAGUGACCUAGCCCUUACAGUAUAACACAGUAUACAAAGUAAUAAUAUAUCAAAUUGCUUUUUAUAAAAACAAGAAAAUCCAAUAAACUGAUGUGUAUUAGUAUGAAUGUAAGACUGUAUGUAUGUAUGAAUG
Messenger RNA from Notolabrus celidotus (New Zealand spotty), 2177 nucleotides. RefSeq lists its product as uncharacterized. NCBI's taxonomy places the organism in Eukaryota, Metazoa, Chordata, Actinopteri, Labriformes, Labridae. The record is from RefSeq and is a predicted model, not a curated record. The coding region runs from base 224 to 1390 and encodes 388 amino acids. The transcript has 9 exons.